CUGGCGCUCUAUGGCGGGGGCCCCUGGGCGCGCUCUCUAUGGUCGCGGCCCGCCCCCCCCGCCGGCGCCGCUUCGCUGAGGCGGGACCGGGCCGGGGCCGGGACCGGGAUCCGGCGGCUCCGGCGCUCCCCACGCGCGGCCCCGCGGGGCUCUGAGCUAUGAUGGAAGAGGUGCACAAGGGCAGCAGCAGCAGCUCCGUGACGCCGUCCCAGCCCUCGGCCGUACAAGGUACAACCCUCCAGGCAGCUCAGCUCUCUCAUAUUGCUCAACAGAUGUCUCUCCGAGGUUCUGCUCCCCUGACGGUCGUUCAGCUUCCAGGAGAGCAAGUCCAGGUGCAGGGAGUGAUCCAGACAGCCCAGUCCUCCUCGGUGAUCCACUCCCCUCAGGUGCAGACCGUGCAGGUCUCUUCCUUGUCUGAGAGUGAGGAUUCCCAGGACUCCUCAGACAGCAUUGGCUCCUCGCAGAAGGCUCGAGGCAUCUUGGCUCGUCGCCCCUCGUACCGAAAAAUUUUGAAAGAUCUUUCCUCUGAAGACACACGGGAUAGAAAAGGAGAUGAGGAAAGUCCCGGGGUCUCCACUGUCACCUCCAUGUCCGUUCCCACACCCAUCUACCAGACAAGCACUGGACAGUACAUCGCCAUCGCGGCCAACGGGCUGCAGCUGGCGGGGCCGGGCGCGGACGGGGUGCAGGGGCUGCAGACCCUGACCAUGGCCAACGCCGGCGGCUCCCAGCCCGGCCCCACCAUCCUGCAGUACGCCCAGACCUCGGACGGGCAGCAGAUCCUGGUGCCCAGCAACCAGGUGGUGGUGCAGACUGCCUCUGGAGACAUGCAGACGUACCAGAUCCGCACCACGCCCACCACGUCCUCGCUGCCCCAGACGGUGGUGAUGACGUCCCCGGUCACUCUGACGUCGCAGACGAGCAAGACGGACGACCCGCAGCUCAAACGGGAGAUCCGGCUCAUGAAGAACAGGGAAGCCGCCCGGGAAUGCCGCAGGAAGAAGAAGGAGUACGUGAAAUGUCUGGAAAAUCGAGUGGCAGUCCUGGAAAACCAGAACAAAACUCUAAUUGAAGAACUAAAAACUUUGAAAGAUCUUUACUGUCAUAAAAGUGUGUAAGAAAAGAAGGUAAAAACCUUUGGGGACUGGUGAAAUUUCAGAGGAGAAGUUUUUUUUUUUUUUAUACUGAAUUUUUUUAAACUAGAUGAAAGGUCAAAAAUGAAACUUUUCUACCUAGAUUUCACAGCUCAAAGACUCUAUAGAUUUUAUUUUACAACGUGUUGGUGACAAAGUACAAAAAAGGAAACAAGAAAACCUCACCAAAAUUCCUGCUGGCACAACUGGAAACUGAUAAAAGUCAAGAUUGCAGCUGCAGUGGAAGGACAGUCACGUGUGACGAGGCAGGUGAUGAGAGUUUCUUUGAGAAUUCCUACCAAUACCUCUGAUAAUGGAGGCAAAAUUUGGUUCCAGUGAAAACGUGGAUGAAAUGGAAUCCUUGCCAUAGCUGACAUUAUUAGUAACAUUUAUAACCAGUGUAUGUUUUGAUUUCUUACUCUUUUUCAAUCCUUUUUCCUUCAGUUACUUGUCUGUAAAUAUUUUUAUUUUAACCUGUAAGUUGGUAUUUACAGGUGCAGGUGAUAACUUUGCUCGAGGUAUAAAUUAUGUUUUUCCUCUUUCUCAGAUGGCAGUUGAAAAAAGUUGGGAUGAUUUUUAUCCAUGUUUGCUGUGUUUUAUCAGAUUUGGGAAAAGGAGCUGCAGAAGGCAGCGAGAGGCCUGGGCCUGGAAAUGUCUGAGGCACAGGAAACUGUGCUGAUUUUCCCCAGACAAUUCAACACAUCCCUGAUUUUUAAAGCACAGUGUAGUGGGACAGGGACUGAUGACAAAAGUCCUGAAGAAUUUCUGAAAUUUAAAACUUCUGGAAGUUUAAUGUCACAGGAGGUUUGUUCUUAGUUCUGGGCAAUAUGAGAAACAUCAAUCACUGAAAAUUAAAUUGUGUUACAAUUAAACACUCAGUGGCUGGGGAUUCUCCUGGGCUUUGGAACAUGAAACCAAAUAGAAGAGAAAGGAUGCAGUAAAAAAUGGAAGAUCUAUACCAAAGGGUUACGAGGUUCUAGUUUCUGGGUUAUUGCUGGAAGUAGUGCAAAAUUACCAUUUUCAGCCUAAUUUUGUAAGGUAGGAACUAUUUUGCCAAGUGACGGUGUCUUUGUAAGCAAAUAUUCUAUUGCAAACAGGGAGAUGGUUGGUAUAUUUUGUAGCUAAAUUGUGAUCUUUACAAAACCUGAAAUUGAGUUUCUAUACGUAUUUUGACAGUUUAUAUAUUUCAUUUUAGUAACCAAAUGAAAUAUUUUGUGAACCAGAUUUUCAAGGAUAUAUUUUUAUGGAUAGUACAAAGUCAAAUGAGAUUCCUCUUUGGUGUAGGAGAUAUUUGAAUUAAUUUUGUAUGUCUGUGGGCAACCUGCAAAAAAAAAAUGGAUCCUAAAGAGUAUUGGGGGGGAAAAAAAAAGAAUAAAUAAUAAAGAAAUCAGGGCUUUUUACUCCCCACAGUUGAGAGUAUCUGCACAUUAGAUCUGAUUGUGUCAGAGGGUUCAGUUUGUACACUUUUAAUUUGUUUCAGGUGAAAAUUAAGUGUUUGACGUGAUCAGGACUCUUUUGGGUGGGGAAUCUCCGUUCUUGGAGAUCCCCAGAGCCGUCUGGGGAGGACGUGGACCUGGGCAGGUUGUGGGCUUGGGCAGGAUGUGACCCUGGGCAUUUUGUGACCCUGGGUAGGUUCUGACCCUGGGCAGGAUGUGACCCUGGGCAGGUUGUGGGCUUGGGCAGGAUGUGACCCUGGGUAGGUUGUGACCCUGGGCAGGCUGUGACCCUGGGCAGGCUGUGACCCCGGGCAGGCUGUGACCCCGGGCAGGUUGUGACCCUGGGUAGGUUGUGACCCUGGGUAGGUUGUGACCCUGGGCAGGCUGUGACCCUGGGCAGGUUGUGACCCUGGGCAGGCUGUGACCCUGGGCAGGCUGUGACCCUGGGCAGGCUGUGACCCUGGGCAGGUUGUGACCCUGGGCAGGUUGUGACCCCGGGCAGGCUGUGACCCUGGGCAGGUGCUGUAGGUGACCCCCCUGAGCAGGGGGUGGGACAGGAGGACCCCCAGAGUCCCAUCCCCCCAGUCCCAUUCCAGGAGGGCUCUGGGAACGCUCCCACCGUGUCUGCAGCGCUUUUGCAUGAGUAACAACCCCCCAUUUCCAUAGCUGGGAUCGAAUCCCAAUCCUGCUUCCAGUUCUGUCAGCGGGAAUUGCACUGUGGGCUGUGCUGUCCCCAGGGGUUGGAGCUCCCUGUGUGUCGUGCUCGCUCGGAUCCGGGUGGAAUUCCAAGCUCUGCUCCCUCCCUGGAUGUGUGAUGCUUAUCCCAUGGUCAGUCAGGAUUUUUGAUUUUACUCCUUUGGGAAUGAAUGGACUUGUAGCAAGCAGAGCUCUCUGCCAUGAGGAGUCUGCAUUCCACGAUCUCCUGGUUAGUGGGUCAUAAAAGGGUGUUUUUUCCUGCAGUUUCUAAAUCUCUGGUUGUUCUGGACACGAGUCCUGAGGCGUUUCCCUUAGGCCAGGCUGGAGUUGACUCCUGGUUGCCACCCUGCCAGAAAAGAGCUUUUUGGCACAUCAGAAACGAGGUUGGGAAAGUCCUGACCUGAGGGAGCUGCUCCUGGAGAGGUGUCAGUGCCUCCUGUUUCUUUGGUGGAAUCUCAGGACAAACGAACAGCCCGGAGUGUGAACCUCAGAGAUCUGGACCUUUCCCCUCAGGUGUGUGUGUGUUACCUGGAAUGUGUGAGAGAGGCUUUGACCUGCAGUUCUGAACUGCUUUGGGAACUCUGUGGUAGCUGAUCCUCACUGGGUAUUCUCCUUUUCCUCUUGUAAUAUGGAAUAAUAAUAAACAAAACCUAUCAAAUGUUGAGGCUGUAGAACCGUGGUGGCCAGUUCUUUGUGUGUCCAACACCUGCCCUGCUGCCAGACACACCAGGAGUCAAGUUUUAUCCUCUUUUAAAACAGUGUGUUGGAAAGAGCAGCUGAUUUUUCAUCAUGGGAAUAUUAAACAGUAACACGAGUUUCGCUCUUUAAUCACUGACCAUGAAGUUCUUAAUUUGGAUUUACUUUAAAAUCUCGAUUGUAAAGAGUAAAGUCUCACUCCUGAGGGUAAGAGGUGCAGCACCCAGUGCUGCUCUGCUGGUUGGUUCCAAACAGUCCGUGCUUUCCAUGAUUUGUAAAUAUUUGUUGAAACAAUUAAUGGUUGCAAAUUUUGACCUUGGUAAAUAAAGUCGCCAAAAUAUUAUAA
Pipra filicauda (Wire-tailed manakin) is the source of this 4307-nucleotide messenger RNA. It is a transcript of the gene ATF1, whose product is annotated as activating transcription factor 1. Gene Ontology annotation, cellular component: nucleus; ATF4-CREB1 transcription factor complex. The record is from RefSeq and is a predicted model, not a curated record. The transcript has 9 exons. The coding region runs from base 159 to 1118 and encodes 319 amino acids. Lineage: Eukaryota; Metazoa; Chordata; Aves; Passeriformes; Pipridae. Gene Ontology annotation, biological process: regulation of transcription by RNA polymerase II. Gene Ontology annotation, molecular function: DNA-binding transcription factor activity, RNA polymerase II-specific; protein binding; RNA polymerase II cis-regulatory region sequence-specific DNA binding.